UUAGUAAAACAGCUGUCAUGCUGUCUCCGCUCCGUCGUGUCGUCAACUUGAGAAAUUAUAGUUUCUUUUUCUCAAUGUGAUCCUGAGUUCUAGAAACGAUUGUAGCUUAUAGUGUAUGAUAUUUUAUUACACAUUAGGUGAAACAUAAUUUAAAUUAUCUGUGCUUAGUACACAAGUUCGUAUUUUAGUUUGAGGACAGAUCCUAGUUAACGGUAACCAUGCCGCCGAAAAAGGCUCCCACUGGAGCGCCGAGUAAAAAAAACGAGCAGAAGAAGAAGGAGAAAGUAAUCGAGGACAAAACAUUCGGUCUGAAGAACAAGAAAGGUGCUAAACAGCAGAAGUUCAUUCAACAAGUGGAGAAACAGGUUAAAAGUGGCGGCAUUCACCCAGCGCGGCCGGUGGACGAGACGAAGAAGAAGGACAAAGAACAAAAGCUGAAGGAACAGAAGGAAUUGGCCAUGCUGUUCAAGCCUGUUCAGGUGCAAAAAGUUGAGAAAGGUAUUGAUCCAAAAUCAGUAGUGUGCGCUUUCUUCAAGCAAGGACAAUGUACCAAAGGGGAUAGGUGCAAGUUUUCACAUGACUUGACUAUUGAAAGAAAGGCUGAAAAGCGAUCGCUGUACGUGGACAUGCGUGACGAUGAUGACAACAUGGACAACUGGGACGAGGACAAGCUGAAGGAGGUGGUGGAGAAGAAGCACGGCGACGACAAACAGAGGCCCACUACUGAUAUCAUCUGCAAACACUUCUUGGAAGCGGUAGAGAAAUCAAAAUACGGCUGGUUCUGGGAGUGUCCGUCCAGCUCCAAGUGUAUAUACAGGCACGCUCUGCCCCCCGGCUUCGUUCUCAAGCGGGACAAGAAGAAGUUGGAGGAGAAGAAGGUUGAGAUCUCUUUGGUCGACCUCAUUGAGAGAGAGAGGGCAGCACUGGGCCCGAACCAGACUAAGAUCACUUUGGAAACCUUCCUCGCUUGGAAGAAGAAGAAGAUUAAGGAGAAACAGGAAAUGCUGGUGAAAGCCGAGGAGCAGCGCCGGCACGACUACAAGGCGGGGCGCGCCGUGGGGCUGUCGGGCCGCGAGAUGUUCUCCUUCGACCCCGCGCUGGCGGCGCGCGACGCGGACGACGGCGACGCGGCCGACCUGCGCGGCUACGGGGGGGACGGGGGGGAGGGGGAGGACAGGGAGGACGACACCUACUACAGGGAGGUCGACUACCAGAUGUUGGCCAUGGAGGCUAGCGAGGUGGACGAUUCCGGUACCAAAGCCACAUCAGACAGGUUGCAGCAGUUAGAAAAAGACCUUAGUAACGGUGACUCCGCUCCCAGUACGGACGUUCCUAUCAAUGAGAACCUCUUUUUAGACGAGGAGCUAGAUGAAGAACUACAGAAUUUGGACCUCGAAGACUAGUGUAUAUUAUAAGCUGUGAAUAUAUUAUUUUUAUCGAA
This is a messenger RNA of Amyelois transitella, 1441 nucleotides long. Its product is annotated as zinc finger CCCH domain-containing protein 15 homolog. The record is from RefSeq and is a predicted model, not a curated record. Gene Ontology annotation, molecular function: mRNA binding; metal ion binding. Bases 219 to 1403 code for a protein of 394 amino acids. Gene Ontology annotation, biological process: cytoplasmic translation. NCBI's taxonomy places the organism in Eukaryota, Metazoa, Arthropoda, Insecta, Lepidoptera, Pyralidae. The transcript has 7 exons. Gene Ontology annotation, cellular component: cytosol.